Ilex paraguariensis (yerba mate) is the source of this 346-nucleotide messenger RNA. The record is from the annotation of a GenBank genome assembly. Lineage: Eukaryota; Viridiplantae; Streptophyta; Magnoliopsida; Aquifoliales; Aquifoliaceae.
AUGAGGUCUAUGGGUUUUAUUUUCUGGGCUGUGGUGUUUGCUGCUGUUCUUCUGGUCUCUUCGGCUGUGGCGGUUGACACAUCCCAAGAUGAGAAAAAGAAUGAAGCAAAGCAGACAAACCAAGUAGCCGAUGCUACAGCCCACAUGGAAACUGAAGCCACGCCCCAAAAAGAAGAAGCUGCGGCGCGCAUGGAAACUGAAGCCACACCCGAAAAAGUAAAUGAUGCAAAGGAAACCAUCCAUUACGGAGGUGGAGGCAGAGGUGGAGGCGGAGGUGGAGGCCACUGCCAAUAUGGUUGCUGUGGAAGUGGUGGUCCCUAUGGGUGCAGAAGAUGCUGCACUGCUG